AUGGCGUGGAGGACGCACCGAAUGAGCAAGAUGCAUGCGCGAGCCAAGGCGAAAGACAAGGCUGACGACCAGCACCACCACGACGAUAUCGCCGAGUACGAAGACAAUAGCGGAGAAGGAGGGAGAAUGACAUUCAACCAUCAAGGGAGGCGUUGGCGGUGGAAGAGGAUCCUACACCGGGUGGGCUGGAUCCGGAUGUCUUCCGACUUUUAUGGGGACGAUGACGGUGACGACGACGACCACGAGCGGGAGAUGCGAGCUAUGGGCAGACGAGGCGCCGUGGUGGGUGAGGAUGCCGCUGGAGAGGGUAUCGUUUAUGCGCGGCCUAUUGGAAUGGAGGUUCCAUCCAGGACGAGAUCUAAGCCUGGCACGGAGACUUUCGCUGCUGCCGGUGCUGCUGGUGCUGCUGGUGGUACGAACAAACUCCCCAAGCCAACCGACGUUCCUUGUUUCGAGAAUCUCGGCGGCUAUCGAUACGGCGACUUCGCGUACGGUCCGGACAACAUGUCGCCGCUGCCAGUGCCAGUGCCAUUGCCAGUGCCAUUGCCAUUGCCAGGCCCGCUUCCAGUCCCGGUUCUAGAGCCAGUCUCAGUUCCAGUCUCAGUCUCGACCAACACCUCACAGCACCAUCGACAUCCCCAACACUACCAUCAACACUCUUCUUCACAGGCCGUCGCAGAAGUGGAAGCCAUAUCAGUCGCGUCUGGUACGUCAGUGUCAGCAAGCAAGCGUAAGGAUCCUGUGCAAGCCAGGCACGCGUGCUCUCUGACGUCUUACAAUGGGUUUCCCUCUUCAAGCCAGGACGACAUUAUGGCCGCGCUGCCCAUCCCGAGGGAUCACCCUCUAUCUCAGCAUCAUCCAAUUGGCCACCAAUAUGCUUUUGUUUUGCCACUUCGAAGAGCGCGCACGUUGUUCAGUGGAGAUGAGGAAGAAGUCCACAGAAAAGAACAGAAACUCGAAGACGAGGAUCGCAUUCUCCAAAUGAAGGAAUUUGUACUUCGGGAGGAAGUCAAUGAGAGCAACGUCCAGGAGAGCAACCUUCAGGAGGAAGGAUGGAAGGCUCCAACUUUUCAGUACGAACGCGAGAGUCUUGUUCCUGCACCACUGAAUCCACGGAGAGGGCGACACAGUCCUGCGGCUAGACGCAGAUCCAGUGCCAAAGCCAGUCGAACAUGGACUGCCCAAGGAGCACAGACCAAGGUUGUGGAACGAACAAGUCCAGCUCCAGCCUCUUCUCGGCCUCAAUCGUGUUGUGUUUCUGGUUUUGGCUCCCUAGCGCCAGCCGGUUCUGGCACCAGGUACAGCCACUUUGAAAAUCCACUCAGACAACACCCGGUCGGAGGCGAUGACGGUUUACGACCAAUGAGCGAGAUAGAAGCACGAUCGGGGCCUCACGAGAGAGCGGCUCUGGAUCUGCCGACUGAUCAGGCCGAGGAAGAAAGAGAGACGGUUGAUCCGAAAUGGCCGUUCGUCAGUAGCAGGAGACGCAAGCGCUAUACUUUCGCAUUCGACGCGGCACAGUCACAGAAUGAGGAUGCGCAUACCCCCGCACCACCAGGCAAAGGCCAGGUAGAAGAUGUCGACCCUUGCUCAUCUCGAAUUGACGGUCAAGAUGAAGGUGACCAUCCUUGCUCAGUCCAAGACGGAGGCCAAGCGACGAAGAGGUCAAAUGCGACGACGAUUGAGCAUUCCUGCCGUUCGGGAGACGAGUUGAAGAUCGCUUUUCAUACCCCAAAGGACGGCGCUUCCCUGCCAAUCUCAUUCCAGUUCGGGGCACGACAUGCAACGAUUCCGCCAGAGUUCCCUGGACUGGAGGAGUGUAAUUCGCCUGAGUUAACGAGGCAAAGAGCAGCUUAUCCACCUGCACUCCAGAUUGGGAGAAGCCCUGGAGCUCUCACUCAGCAGAACCGCCAUUUCAGUGUUUGCGGCAGGACCUGGACCACCGUGCGUUCGAGUUCAAUAGGACGAUCGCCCGAGAAGCCUAUGAGGCAGACCUGGAGGGCUGAGGAGCUCAAGGUGGUCGGGUUGAAGCGAGGUCAUGAGGCGUGA
Cladophialophora carrionii CBS 160.54 is the source of this 2049-nucleotide messenger RNA. RefSeq lists its product as uncharacterized. The coding region runs from base 1 to 2049 and encodes 682 amino acids. The record is from RefSeq and is a predicted model, not a curated record. The transcript has a single exon. Lineage: Eukaryota; Fungi; Ascomycota; Eurotiomycetes; Chaetothyriales; Herpotrichiellaceae.